Messenger RNA from Mycena citricolor, 1078 nucleotides. Lineage: Eukaryota; Fungi; Basidiomycota; Agaricomycetes; Agaricales; Mycenaceae. The record is from the annotation of a GenBank genome assembly.
UCGGCUGAGAUCCGGACUCGGCCUGAGCCGUAUCGGGACUUCAUCUUCGACCAAGACAUCAUCGCCUUCUGUCAAUCUCAGGUCGAGGCCGUAGACUCUGAAGCAGGUGCGGUAUUUUUGGUUACAUGGUCAGGGUCUCAUUUCAUGUAGACCACCUGGCGAUCAUGGGUCUUUGCAACGCUCUCAAGAUUACCCUGAAGCUUGCGACACUGAACAGCCACUUGCAGGGUCCGGUGCAAGAGUCUGAUGUGUUCACGGUGAUUGCACCGGAGGACGCCAUGGACAAGGACUUGCCGCCUAUUCUGUUGCUAUUCAGGCACGUGGAAGUGGUAGCUCCACCGUCAGUCCACUGAUUCAAACACGGCAGACCGGGCCAUUACGAUGUUCUGCUCUCGAGCAACUGACGAGGGAUCGGGAUACCCAUGAUCUAACUGAUAGAUAAGAUGUGAAUUACAAACAGUAUUAUUGUGCGGUGUAAACUGGGGGAAGGUCCAUUUCGUCGUGGUAGACCGAGCUACUGGCGCGGGUGCUAGAACUCGCGCUCGGUGGUUGAGGCAGUGGUCUGUAUGAUGACCCGGAAGAUCAGCGACAGAGGCAGAGUCCCCUCCCAAGCUUGGCGCUCUUCGGGAAUGGCCCGAUGACGAUGCAAAACCAAAGGAAGGACUGCGCGUGGUAGACCGGCUCCCACUAAGAGCAGAAGGAGAACGAGAGUCGGAAAAUAUCACUGUGGGAGUAGGUGUUUUGAAUGGAUUCGUGAUGUCGGAGGAGGAUGCUGAGCUGAUCGUUGGGGGGUAUCGUACUGAAGAACCCGAGUAUGCGGAAAUGGGCGGAGAGGAGUAGAGCAUGGGGAUUGCGUCGGUCGGAUUGGCUGGUGGCGUCGUGUGCCUCCUGGAUUUUGCUCCAAAAAGACGUUGCCGGAACAGUGCGAGGAGGCUCAGACAGAGAAUCAGGGCAAAGGCUCCGCCAGCGAUGCCGGCGAUCUUUCCUACAUUUGAAGAGCCGUGGUGAGACGGGACCGUCACGGAGUCGACAGACGGAUCGGGCUGCAACAGGAGGUAAUCGACCCAUACUGUCCCAG